Messenger RNA from Durusdinium trenchii, 2541 nucleotides. The record is from the annotation of a GenBank genome assembly. Lineage: Eukaryota; Dinophyceae; Suessiales; Symbiodiniaceae.
AUGGCGGCCAGUUGGGAGGCGCAACGAAAAGAGGAGCGGAAGCAACGGGAAAUGCUCAUGGAACAUUGGCUGAGGCAUUUCUGUGAAGUGGAGUCUGAACGGCGGCAACUGCUGCUGUGGUUGCGGGAGGAAGGACUCACGAGGCCCACCGACUUGGAGUCGCGGAUGAAGCAUGGACAGCGGUUGAAGCAACUGGGCAACGAGUGGUAUGGUAGAGAUGACUAUCGCCGUGCUCUUCAUUGCAACCUGGGCGCGAUCCAUUCGAUCGAUUUUACCCCACAGCAGCAGCUCAGCAUGGACGAGCCACAGCGGCUUGCUCUCGCUCAGCUGUUGCUGCCAAUCUUGAGCAAUUUGACCCAAGUUUUUCUGAAGCGUGGCGACUUCAGCAAUGCGGUGAAAGCUGCCUCCUUGGGGAUGCGCCACGUGAACAAGCUCCCAGAGGAGGAGAAGACCACCUUCAAGGCCAAGCUGCGCUUUCGCCGCGCGCUGGCGCGUGGCGAGGCGGGCCCUGAGAGGGACCUGGAGAGCGCGCUGGAGGACUUGCGGGAAGCAGCGCAGUUGAUGCCCAAGAGCCUGGAGAUUCGGCAGUGCCUGGAAAAUUGCAAGGAGCUCUUGAGAAAAGAGCGGGCUGGGCCCCAAGCUGAAGAGACGCCAGGCCAAGAGGACGAGAAUGAGCAGUUUGAGGCAUCUGAGGCCUUAUCUGCCAGACAGGAGAUGUUUGCCGAAUGUGUUGGACGAUGCUUAGGACGAAUCUUGCGCUGUUGUCGACGCCUGCGCGGACAUUCCAGUCCAGCGAGCUGGCCGCUGGCGCGGACCUUCACCUCCAGUGAACGAAGCCGAGCUAAGGAUCAGGAGAUUCGGGAGCUCGAGCGGAAGUUGUCGGAGGCCAACCGCCGCAACGAGCAGCUGGAGGGCCAGGCACAGCUGGCUGCGCGCCAGAAGGAACUGCUGGCCGAGCAGCAGGCUGAGGUGCGGGUGGGUGCGGAGAAGCAGUCGAAGCAUCGCGCUGAGCAGAUGGAGGCAGAUGCUUUAGAGGCCUUGACGGCCGAGCGGCGCAUGAAGUUGGAAGCACGGGAGCAGGCACAGCUCGUGGCCAACCAGAGUGAGCAGAUGGCUCAUCAGCAUGCCGAAGAGAUGGCACAGCAAGCGGCCACCUUGGCGGAGUUGCACGCCCGUCUGGCUGUGCAGCAGCAGGCUUGGGGCAAUGGCUCGGGUCCAGUGGCCUGGGCAGCGCCAUCCUUCACCGAGGCUUUAAGGGAUCACAAGGUACAGCUCGUGGCCAACCAGAGUGAGCCUCUUGGAAGGAGACAGGUCGGACUGGUGAGUUAUUUGGGGCUGGGCUGGUGGUGUGGCAGGCAGAUGGCUCAUCAGCAUGCCGAAGAGAUGGCACAGCAAGCGGCCACCUUGGCGGAGUUGCACGCCCGUCUGGCUGUGCAGCAGCAGGCUUGGGGCAAUGGCUCGGGUCCAGUGGCCUGGGCGGCGCCAUCCUUCACCGAGGCUUUAAGGGAUCACAAGGGAAGGUUGACCUCGGUCGAUGUUUCGGGGAUUGGGGUCACGGUCAAACGGCCCUGGGAGCUGGACCUUGAAGGUCCAGCAGCCGAAUGGGAAGAAAUCCCAGGUGAACUGAUCCUAUUGAUCUUAUGGCGUUCGCGGAUGGCGUCCUAUGAGACCUUCGCAGGUGAUUGGGCCGCUGGACAAAGCUUCAUUCCUGGGAAGAGGAAACGCUUGAACGCCGUGGCCAUCCUGCUGAACGCUUUCGUCCCCAGUCUCGCCUUUGCGCUCACCACCGGAGUAUUUGGCUUUAGUGUGCACUAUGAGCAGCCACACAUGGCCUGGCUUAUCCUGGCCUUGGCUUUGUUCAUCUCCUUCACCUCGCUACUGAUGGGACGAUGCAAUCGGCGGGUGGCAGGACAACCCAUGUGGUACACCUUCUUCGGUGUGAGCUUCGCCACGGGGGCGCUGUUGGGCGCCGGCUUGGGGGACUACCUCUUCCAUUCAACCAUGGAGGCGGCCUACAAUUACCAGAGCAUGAGCAGUUAUCCAGCAGUGAACCCUGCCAAGCAGAAGGGCCAAGAGAUUAUGGAUGCAGGCCGCGUUUACUUCUCCGCUGGCAGCAAGUUGGAUCUCUCCAAGUCGAUGAGCUUUCACAACUUCGAGGAGUAUUGCAUCGCCCCCAUCGUCAACGGAGACGAAGAGCUUGCGUCCUAUGACUUCUGGGCUGUGGGAACCAACUGCUGCAGUGAGGGACACUUCCGAUGUGGCGAGUUUGCGAAUCUCCACGCGCGCUCGGGGCUGCGGUACAUGGAACAGGAGAAGCAGGUGUCCUUUCAGGCGGCGGUGCAACAAGCCGAAGCGGCUUAUCAUUUGAAGGCCAAGCAUCCGCUCUUCUUUGUUUGGGCGCAAGAUCCGUUGGCGAUGAUCAACACCAAGGUUGCUACGGCCCAGCAUCUCUAUCUCAUUUCAGUGGCCAUUGUUUUCUUCACGAACCUCUUUGCAGUGAUCGUGGCUCUCAUGGGUUUUUCACGCUUAGGCCAUUUGUGA